Myotis davidii is the source of this 759-nucleotide messenger RNA. RefSeq names its product retinol binding protein 1 (gene RBP1). Gene Ontology annotation, biological process: retinoic acid biosynthetic process; fatty acid transport; vitamin A metabolic process. Gene Ontology annotation, cellular component: nucleus; cytosol. Gene Ontology annotation, molecular function: fatty acid binding. Lineage: Eukaryota; Metazoa; Chordata; Mammalia; Chiroptera; Vespertilionidae. The record is from RefSeq and is a predicted model, not a curated record.
GCGACGGCUACAAUGGGUCCUCCCGCGGGCUUUGUGCGAGCUUGGAAUCCAGCUGUCACCGCCCCACUUGAGGGCGCACAUUUCCGGGCUGCCCACCGGCCGGGUCGCUUCGGUAGCCGCUGCCCCGAGAGCCAAGAGAGCCGCCCCCACCCGUCCGCGGCCGCCCGGCCCCAAUCGCCUCCUGAAAUGCCCGUCGACUUCACCGGGUGCUGGAAGAUGCUGGCCAACGAGAAUUUCGAGGAGUACUUGCGCGCGCUCGAUGUCAAUGUGGCCUUGCGCAAAAUCGCCAACUUGCUGAAGCCAGACAAAGAGAUCGUGCAGGACGGCGACCAUAUGAUCAUCCGCACGCUGAGCACUUUUAGAAACUACAUCAUGGACUUCCAGGUUGGGAAGGAGUUUGAGGAGGAUCUGACGGGCAUAGAUGACCGCAAGUGCAUGACCACGGUGAGCUGGGACGGGGACAAGCUCCAGUGUGUGCAGAAGGGCGAGAAGGAAGGACGCGGCUGGACCCAGUGGAUUGAGGGUGACGAGCUGCACCUGGAGAUGAGAGUGGAGGGGGGGGUCUGCAAGCAAGUGUUCAAGAAGGUGCACUGAAGCCGGGGCAGACCUUGGUCUCGGGGAGUGAGUGGCAUGGGCAUUCGGGCGGGGCAGAAACGUCCAGCCACCUCCAGGUAUCGGUUAGCAGUCUGUCUCUUGGCCUUGUCCCUUUCCCUUUUCUUAGAACAAAACCAUCCCAAUAAAAGUGCUCUCUGCUCAAGA